Balaenoptera ricei (Rice's whale) is the source of this 5092-nucleotide messenger RNA. RefSeq names its product chromosome 16 C10orf71 homolog (gene C16H10orf71). Gene Ontology annotation, cellular component: Z disc. The record is from RefSeq and is a predicted model, not a curated record. NCBI's taxonomy places the organism in Eukaryota, Metazoa, Chordata, Mammalia, Artiodactyla, Balaenopteridae. Gene Ontology annotation, biological process: positive regulation of calcineurin-NFAT signaling cascade. The transcript is spliced from 4 exons. Bases 662 to 4981 code for a protein of 1439 amino acids.
UAGCUGGAUAGUCAUGGACCAAGCUCUGAGGGCUCCUGCUCCCAGGACAGCCUCUUGCCAGGUCAACUGUGUUUUAUUGUUCUCUCCUGACCCCUCCUGCUGACGUCGUUGACAAAGCUGCCAGCCACAGCCCUGCCCCCUGAAUGUUCUCUGGACCAUCCUUAUGGUUUUCUUUUCUCAAUCAGUCACUUGAAGCAAGCACCAUCAGCGCCUGACACACAGCAAAGCUCACCGCUUCUAGGAUCCUAAGCCAGACACGAGGUCAUGUUCACCACCUGUGAAGAAUUAAAAUCUGGCUGACAAGGGAAGACGUUUUGGCUGCUGGGCAGAGCCGGGCUGCUGGAAGAGUUAGGGUUCUGUCCGGUUCCUGGGAGGCCUGAAGAGCAAGCCGCCGGGACUAGCGGAGAGCGGAAGAUGGGCAGCAAUGACAGCGAAUGUAAUUAUGAAAAGAAGUUUUAAAACUACAGAUCCUAAAACCCAGGAAGGCAGGCACCCACUACCCCCACUCCUGUAACAGAGAAAACAAAUUCCCACUUUGUAAUUGCAUCUGGUCAACGGGAAGCUCUAGUUUUGUGGGGAGAGAGCUGCAUCCAACCCUUCCUAAAUCAUCACCCAGAGGCGCCCGCUGACUGACAGGGACGGUCUUCCUGGCUGGCAGAGGAUGCAGGGGAGUAAGAAGUGCACGGACGGCUUCAGCGACUCCUCGAGCAUUGGCAGCGUGCUGGACGAUGCAGACAGGGAGGUGAGUAGCCUCACGGACCGGGCGUUCCGGAGCCUGUGCAUCUCAGAGGACGCAUCCUUCCAUGACUCCGACCUGGCCCUGUCCCCAGAUAUCACCCGCCAGGUGUUCGGGAAUUUUCACCAGAGAACGGUGAGCCAUACCCACAGGAAAAGCGGCAUUUGGAGCCAGUUACCAUCCCAAGGCACGGAGCAUGCCGGCUGGGCGGCCACGUUCCAACAGCUGCCCAAGUACGUUCAAGGGGAGGAGAAGUAUCCCAAGAGCAGCCCCCCACUGACACCAGCCCAGAGGAGACUGGAAGUGCCAGUUUCCGGCCUGAGGAGCAGCAACAAGCCUGUUUCCAAAGUGUCGUCACUGAUUAAAUCUUUUGACAGGACCGAAAGCCAGCGUUGUGACAGCAGGCCUCCUACCAGCAAGCCUCCAGCUCUCAAAAAUCCCCCCAAAUUUGCUCCUCUUCCAGAAAGCAGUGUCAACUUCUGCUUCGAUUCUGCCUUUUUGACGGUCAGGAGGGUGCCUGCCGAAGUCUCCAGCACCCAUAAGACUAGCCACCAGCCUGGCAGGAAGCACGGAGAGCAGGAGUCCCCCAAGAAUCCUGAAAUGGCCUGUCAUGGCCCCAACAGCUUCCUCCCAACGCCCGAAAACGCGGCCAACUCAUUUGAGUCAAAGUUCCCCUCUCCGGCCCACAAGGCAGACACCAGCGAGACUGGAAGGGGCCAGGAGUGGGCUCGCAAAGGGACCUUUCUUCAUAGUGAAAACAGUGCUUUUGAGUCAUGGAACGCCCACCAACCCAGGCUGCCCGAGAGGAAGGAUGCCGCUGACACAGUCGCAGAAAGCAAGGCUCCCAAACAUUACGAGGACUCGCCCUUGUUAAGAGAGCCCCCGGCCUGUGAGCACAAAGCCUCCCCCCGCCACAUCCGGGCCGGCUGCGGUCAGGAAGAGAACAGGCUGGCCGCAGGGACUCUCUCCACAUCUGGAACCUGGGGAUCUAGGGAUCUGGGAGCCCAGGUAUCUGCUACGGAGGGAAAAGCUUCCAGCUCACAGCCUGAGCCUCCAUUGAAACCGACCCAUGCCCCCUGGAGGAAACCAAAGUCUGGCAAGGGAGGGAAAGAAAGUCUACAAGAUGCUUCAGAAGAGAAGAAGCAGACCAACUGGAGAGGUCCAGCCUUGUAUGCAAAGCACGAUCCCCAGGGGCAAUUUCCAGAAAAGGAUGCUCUUGACAUGCCUGUGGACCCCCAUGAGCAUUACGAUCCUCCUUUCAACAUCAGUAAGCUUCUGACCCCCGUCAUACCCAGCAAGCAUGUGCUGGAGUCAUGCCACAGCCAGCCAGCAGAGAUAACCCCGUCACCCACAGGACAGCUAAACGGAUACCAAGAGAAGGAGCCCAGUGAAUGUCAGUCCCGGGACAGUUACAAAUCCAAAGCCCCCAGCCUGCUGUUCAACCUCAAAGAUGUGCGGAAGCGUGUGAAGAGCACGUACAGUCCCUCGCCUCUCUUGAAAGGCCCUGAUGAGAAAACCAGAGGCAAGCAAGAAUCCCUGAGCAACGGCGGCCUCCUUCCCAACGGGCUCGAGGAAGGCCCUCCAGAUGAGCUUUCUAAGGAGACACCCGCUGAUGCCCCUCCUGUGUCACUCAUCAGUACCCAGAAGGACCCCAAAGCUGACCCCGGUGCAGCCUCUGCAGACAACUACCUAACUCUCACCUCACCAUCACCUAACACCAAAGCCCCCUUCUGUGUCAACGGCGAGGCCGACGACAGGAACAGCUAUGGGAAGGACGAUGCCAAUGGAGAAUCGGAGAUGGGUGGUGCCAGGCCCAGCUGGCGUCCAGACUCCAGGGAGCACUGCCCCAGGAAACAUCUGUCCCUGAAGUUUUGCAGUGGAGACCCUGAGGCAGGGAAGGCUGCGGAGACCCCAAAGACCUCCGGCCUAGAGAAUGGAUUCUUGAGAUCCGUCUCUCAAGAUACAGAACGCGAGAGAGAGGCAAGACUUCAGAAUCCAAACUUCAACCAGAAAUUCUCCCCAGGGCCCCUUUCUCCCGAGGAGGAAGAUGUGUUUUACAGCGACAGCCAGUCUGAUUUUAUGCCAGCCCUCAAAAGUAAGGCCAAAUUCAGCACCAGCUCUUCAGAUCAGUCCUUUGCCUCGUUCGAGGAUCAGCAGAAGACGUGGUUCGCCGAGAGCCACCAGGAAGACAGGAGGAGUGACAUGAGUGUAGGUGACGGUCAGAAGGAUGAGAAGGAGAAAGUGAUGGAGGAAGGUGAAUUACAAUACUGCACCUUGAGUAAUGGGCACGCAUGCGUGGAGGAGCACAGCAAGCGGGAAUCCUCGCAAGGAGAAGAGGAAAGUUCGCCAGAAGGUAGCCCCGGGGACCCCGGGAAGGCGCCGAGGGAGGAAGCUAAUUUCAGAGGCACUGGCAUUGGGGGAAGUAAGGAUACAGCUCUUUCAGAUGCCAAAGACCUAAUCCCUUCCCCAUGUUCCACUUCAAACAAGCACACACUCUUUGCAGUUAAAGACAACACCCUCAGGGCCACCCCCAUGAUAAAACCCAUCAUGCUGCCCCUCCUGAGAUCCAUGUCCUCAGAGUCCCUGCUGGGCAAUGGCCACAAAGAGGAGGAACUGCCAAGGCCAGGCUGGGGCAGGGAUGCUGGUCUUUGUGCCCCCGAGAGCCAGGAAAUGCCCAGCACUCUGACACCCGCCAGCGUGCAAGGCACACACUUGAAGGGGGCGGCCUGUGAGGAUAUGGAGGACCAUGGGUGGGGUCCCAGCGCAGCCAGGUCAGAGACCUCCCAGGCAGCCCCAAAGGGGUAUGUCCCAUUUCCUCCACUCACAGGAGAGGGCCAAGGGUUGAAGCCACCCCGAGAGGCCAUACAUAAAGUCGUGGCAAACAAUGGCAAGAGCAGUUCCAUAGACCAGGGGAAGCUGGAUGCUCCAAGGUGCAUCCCCACGAUUGCUUUGCCAGAAGGCGACCUAGAAGACCAGCCACCCCUACAGAAGCUUGGAACGUGUUGGGAAGAGCAGGUGCAAGGCUUCAAAAGUCACUUUUUGUCUACACCCAGAGCACGGCCCCCGGGGAGAAGACUGGUCCCUGGUGAGCUAGCAGCUUCCCCCAACGCCAGCUCCCUGGAAGAGAACAGUGCAUGCUCCCCUGCCACCAGCAGCAUUUGGGGUGAUGCUUACCAGGCCCCCAGUGAGCCCAGCCUGCUGCCAGGGGAGCCUCCCCGCAGCAGCCCCUGGGCCAGCCCCCGCCCUGGCAGGGUGGCCCAGAGGGAGGACCUGACACAUGCCCUCACGUGGGGGCCUGGCUCCGACCCCCAACUGGAGCCAUCAGCAGAAGACCUCAGGACACUUUCUCCAAGAGGCUCGUUGUUGGACGUGGCCACCAGCUCAGCUGGCCUCCUGGAGAAGCCAGAGCCUCCUGCUCAGCUGGAGAGGGCGGCUGGCAAGCCACCAGCAGUCCCACCCAAAACAGAGAAGGCCCUGCGGCGGGCGAAGAAGCUGGCAAGCAAGAGGAGAAAGACCGACCAGCCACAGGAAAAGCAUGGUGAACGCCGGGAGGAAAAGCAUGGUGAACGCCGGGAGGAAAAGCUGUAUCCCGAGGACUCGGAGCAUAGGCCACCGUCCCCCGGAGAGAAGCCCCCAGCCAGGUUCCCCAUGGUCCGUUCCCUGCCCCCUCCCGUGCGCCGCCACUCGGUGUCCGCCUUCUCAGAGCCGAUCCGGAGGCAGCCUGGGGGGUCCCAGUCCCUUACACCCCUGUCCCCUUACCCUGCCACCCAGAAGGUCCUCCAAGACCCCCAAUCUGGAGAGUACUUUGUCUUCGAUCUGCCGCUCCAGGUGAAAAUCAAGACCUUCUAUGACCCAGAGACGGGCAAAUACGUCAAGGUCUCCAUCCCAUCCUCUGAGGGGGGUUCCCCUGAGCCAAGCCCGCCGGAUGCCCUUGCUGCUCCCUACGUGCUGUACCCGGGCUUCCGGCCCCUGCCCGUGACAGCCUUGAUGCCCCUGCGCUGCUCCUCUCAGCUCUCUGCCCCCACCUUCCUAAGGCAGCACCCUCACACCGCCGAGGCAGCUGGCCCCAGGCCCCAGAGCGCCCAAGAUGCUGGCCUGCAGCUGGCCUCUGAGCCUCCCAGUGACCCCACCCAGCACUCCGAGGGGCGCCCCCAGAGCCCAGGGGAGGAGGUGGGAGAUGCUCCAAGCCUGGAUAUCAUCUCCACUAACGACCUAGAGGACUUUGCCAUGGAAGGCAUUUCUUGAGAAUCACAGCAGCCUAACCCACCCCCCGAUAAACCCAGAAGAGCUUACUUCUCCCUCCCCCAGAACAAUCAAACACACACACACACACACACACACACACACACACACACA